UAUUACAUGAGAUGGCAACUGUUUUAAAUACGGGUUUAGACAGGAAAACAGUUGGUUAUUGUAUAUCAUUAUGUGAAAAAGGUGCCAAUCCAGAGGCUUUAGCUACAAUCAUUAAAGAUUUACAGAAACAACAAGAAAAUAAAAAGAAAGAAACGAACAAUAAACAGUAAUAUACCCUUUUUUAAAGUCUUUCUUUUUUUGUCUAUUUUUUUUUUUUUUGGUGUCUUUUAUUUAUGAAGCGUGAAGCCAAAGAGGACAACAACAACACUGAAGAGAAUAAAAAGGCAAAGAAAGAGCAUCCUUUUUUCAACAUGAAGAGAGUAAAUAAAGGAGCAAUAAAGUGGAUCAAUGCACUUGACACGGUUCUUAUUGGAAAAACGCAUGGAAAAGAGACAGGAAAAACCAAGAUUGCUGCUUUUGACUUGGAUGGCACAUUGAUAACGACUAAAAGUGGUCGUACCUUUCCAAAAGACGAGCAUGAUUGGCAGUGGUGGUGUCAGGCUGUACCUAAACGUAUUGAGGAACUACAUACAGAGGGAUAUGAAAUAGUCGUAUUUUCAAAUCAAAAUGGCUUGAAUUCAGAUAAAAAGAUCAAGAGUUUCAAAAUAAAGAUUGAAAACAUACUCAACCAGCUCAGUCCACCUGUAUUAUUUAUGGCAGCAUUAGCAAAAGAUAAAUACAGAAAACCAAUGACUGGUAUGUGGCAUUGGUUUGUACAGCAACAUGAUCAAAAGAUAGAUAAAGAUGCGUGCUUUUAUAUUGGCGAUGCUGCAGGCAGAGAUCGGAAGCCAAAGAAGGAUCAUUCAUGUGCUGAUAGAAAGUUUGCAGAUAAUCUUCAAAUCGCCUUUCAUACACCUGAAGAGUUCUUUUUGAAUGAACCAAAAGCGGAUUUUGAAUGGUUGGGAUUUAAUGCAAAAGAGCAUCCAAGAGACUUACCUCUCUUGUCACCAUCCUUGCCCUCAUUUCCUGCAACUGAAAAGAAUGAAGUUGUGAUAUGCGUUGGGUAUCCAGCAAGUGGGAAAUCUAGUUUUGUUAAAAAACACCUUGUGCCUAAAGGAUAUGUCUAUGUCAAUCAAGAUGAAUUGAAAACAAGGGACAAGUGUAUCAAGACAUGUCAAGCGGCUUUAGCCAAUGAAAAGUCAGUAGUUAUUGAUAAUACAAAUCCUGAGAAAUCAACGCGUCAACUGUAUAUCCAACUCGCUCAGAAGGCAGGCGUGCCUGUUCGAUGCCUUUAUUUUGGACAAGAUGAAAAUUUAGCACAGCAUAAUAACCACUAUAGAGCAAUUCAUGAAUCGAGUCGAGAUCUUAUUAGUAAAAUCGUGUUUAGAACAUUUAAAUCGAAAUUUCAGGAACCUACGAUGAAAGAAGGCUUUACAGAAAUACAACGUGUCAACUUUGUAUUUGAUGGGUCAGACAAAGACUAUGAAGAAUGGAGGAAAUGGUGGAUUUAGAAAGCAAAACAUUAGAAUAAAUCAUUCAUUUUUUAAGUGUAUGUACAAGCAACAUAUUUUAUUAGUGAUAAUAGUAGA
This is a messenger RNA of Rhizopus microsporus ATCC 52813, 1529 nucleotides long. RefSeq names its product PNK3P-domain-containing protein. Gene Ontology annotation, biological process: DNA repair. Gene Ontology annotation, molecular function: ATP-dependent polydeoxyribonucleotide 5'-hydroxyl-kinase activity; double-stranded DNA binding; polynucleotide 3'-phosphatase activity. The transcript is spliced from 6 exons. The coding region runs from base 234 to 1451 and encodes 405 amino acids. NCBI's taxonomy places the organism in Eukaryota, Fungi, Mucoromycota, Mucoromycetes, Mucorales, Rhizopodaceae. The record is from RefSeq and is a predicted model, not a curated record.